AUGCAUAAAUCGGCUUCUGAUGGCAUCAAGCCUUCAUCAAUGAGCUCUUCAAAUAUGGACACUGGGUCACUCGACAUGUCAGAGUUAAAAAACGACUUGGACAAUUUACUUGAAUCUUCGUUAGAGAGUAGCGGAGUUGGGGCUAGUUCUUCCUCAACAUCUCAAUUUUUUGAUGCAUCCAAUCCCGAAAAAGCUUAUCCGGGCAAUAACAAUAAUAAACUUCAUAGACUAAAAAAUAAUACUUUACUGUCGGGAACAACGUCUCAAUUUAAGGAUUUGUCAAACGAGCUUUGGCCGGGUCUAAGUUCAGGAUCUGCUCCUAAGCAUGAACUUACAAACACUGAACGACACAGAAGCUCAUCUUUGUCAGCGUAUGAAGAACCCGCCAAUCAGACGAACGUUCCUAAACUGUCCGUUCCGCCAUCUGCUUCUUUGGCUGUCUCUCCUCCUACGAACAGGACUCGUACAUCUUCUCUUUCUUCUUCUACGAAGUAUGAUCCCUCGAUUCCAUGGACCUCUAAUCUUUCAGCUGCUCCUCCUACUGCAGCUUCGUCUUUGAAACAGCCCGUUUCAUCUAUGUAUAUACGUCCAUCUACAGAUACAUCCCCUACAUCUGAGUCGGGUCGGCAAAGAUCUUCAUCCAACAGCGGAACGUCUAUUCCGACUUCUGCUGCUUCUGAAAUAAUCUCCAACAGAGACCCCGUUUUUACUAUGAAUUCCUCAGGCAACUCAAAUGCUCCCGCAUUAAAUAAGCGUUCCAAGGGUUCCAAUCGAUUACGCUCUUACACGCUGCCUUGGAAUCCACGUGCUUUUAAUUCCUCUGGUGGUUUUAUGGCCCCGUCGCUCGCUCAGCCCAAUACUCUUUCUUCCGCAUCUUUGAAUGCAAAUCAAUCGUACAAGCCAUACAAUCAACAGUUUCCAUCGGUUCCUGUUGAUACAAAUUUUUCUUCAGAUUCCAGCAUGAACUCAUCUGCCUUACCAUACUUAAAUCAUGGGGGGCUGGAUCAGCUCAAUUCUUCCCAAGUAUGGCCAUCUGAUUUGUCCCAUUUAUCGCAUAGCUUGCGCACAGGUCGUUCUGGUUAUGCUCCUGCGGUUAAUCCAAAUAAUGAACAGUCUGAAUUUGGUAAUGGUUUAAAACAUGUUGGUCACAACACUGGACGUUUAGACUCGUCUUUGGAUUCCCAAUUUAAGGCUGAUGCGCAAACUAAUUUUCAUGCUAAGAAUUUGCAUAGUGGUUUUGGUUAUCAACGACCUCAGGCUUACGGCUUAAACAAUAAUCUACUUAAUACGCAUAACCCGCUUGCUCUAAAGGGCUUGUCCUUUGAAUCGCCUGAACGACAUGGUGGGAUGGACAUCGUUCCAGAGCUUCCACCCGUGGGUUCCCUGAGUUCCAGGUCUCAGACUAUGUUAAACUCACGUCGUCGAUCACAGUCUUUAUCCUCUACUCUUACGCAUCCUCCUACGCCUACUUCAUCAUCAGUUGGAGGAAUGGCUGAUCCUGCUGACCGUGGUUCACCGAGAGCAAGAGGGUCGCCUUCUUAUAAUCCUUCUUUUUUGACUAAUGCUCCUUCACCCCUCAGCACGAGCAACAGCAGUAUUAGGACCUCUACACCUGACACAAGCAGCGCUGGCAUCAGUAAUAUUGGGAUAUCAAAAGGCCUCUCUGACAUUAAUAGUACAGGUUGGAGUGGUAUAGGGGAUGCCACUAUUGGAAAUCUUACUCAGUCAGAACCCACACAUGCUUUAUGGGUUGGUAAUCUUCCGGCGGGCAUCUCAUCAGAUACAGUUGCUGCUACUUUUGCUUCUCAUGGCAACGUCAUAAAUAUUAGGAUGCUUUCUCAUAAACAUUCCGCUUUUAUUAAUUUUGAUAGUGUUAAUACCGCGAAGUAUAUAUUGGAAGAACUUAAUGGAAAAUGCAUUUUUCUGGAUUCAAACCCUAUCUGUAUCGGGUUUGCCAAGGUCUCAUCUUCAAGUUCCGAGAAUGCGCAUUCAACUGUUGAUGGUCUGAAUAAGGCUUUUUCUAACGUGUCGUUCGUUACCUCAUUACGAGAAGUGUAUGAUGAUAUUAUUGGUGUUACGAAAUCGUUUGGGUUUGAUGAUCUUUCUACUAUACAGCCUAUUUUAGAUACUGCAUGUGAUUUGACGGAAUUUACUGCCCAAAUACCAUCCAUCUCUAAAGCUUUUAGUAGCCGCCGAUUAAAUGCUCCCAAACUUCGACAAGUCCGUAAGCGUAUUGAUAAUGGUCUUUGUACUCAAGAGGAAGUUGAGGAAAUUGCCAUUAACUGGUUGGAUGAGGUAUCAGAUCUUGCUAGCGACCACCUGGGCAAUACAGUAGUACAGAAAUUGUUUGAUUACUGUUCCGACCCUGUUAAGGAAAUGAUGUUAGAAAGGAUCGCUCCUCACCUUGCGCAAAUUGGAAUUCAUAAAAAUGGUACUUGGGCCGCUCAGAAAAUUGUUGAUGUGGCCUCUACUGAUUCUCAGAUGCUUCUUAUUGCAAAGCAUCUUCAGCCAUAUAUACCUCUUCUUUUUGCAGAUCAAUUUGGCAAUUAUGUGGUACAAACGUGCCUCCGAUUUGGUUCACCAAUGAACAACUUUGUAUUCGAAGCUAUUAUGAAUCAGUUUUGGGUAAUCGCUCAAAGCCGUUAUGGUUCGCGUGCUAUCCGCACUUGCUUAGAAAGUCCUGAUGUUAUUGAGGAACAGCGUGUGUUGGUAGCUGCAGCAAUAACCGUGUAUUCGGUACAUUUAGCCAUGAAUGGUAAUGGUACACUUUUAUUAAGUUAUCUUAUAGAAAACAUGAGCUAUCCUCAUGUAACAGAACAAUUAACGCAGAGAUUCACAAAAGAUAUCGUGCGAGUUUGUACUCAUCGACUGGCCUAUAGCUCUUUGUUGAAGAUUCUUUCAAUGCCCCAAGAAGAAACCAAUUGUACCGAUAUGGUUGUUGAAGCUAUUCUGGGUAAAUCCAAUGAAUUGAAUGCUAGUGCCUUGGAUAAAAUCCUAAUGGACCAAAGUUAUGGGCCCUCGUUCCUUUAUAAGCUUAUGACAAUUGAAACGAUUUCACCAACAUAUAGGCAGGCUCUGCAGCAAGCUGUUUCCAGCACAUUAGAGAGGAUGGAAGACCGGGGUUCCUCUGAAUUAAAGAAGCUCUCCGAACUUUGCAAUCAAAAGUCCGAAAGGUACUUCUAG
Molecule: messenger RNA, 3183 nt
Organism: Schizosaccharomyces osmophilus
Lineage: Eukaryota; Fungi; Ascomycota; Schizosaccharomycetes; Schizosaccharomycetales; Schizosaccharomycetaceae
Gene: puf2
Product: pumilio family RNA-binding protein Puf2
Exons: 1
Coding region: 1-3183 (1060 amino acids)
Molecular function (GO): RNA binding
Source: RefSeq, a predicted model, not a curated record